AUGGGCUUGAAAGAAGGCACGACUGCCUUCUUGAAGUUAGAGGACUUCGAGCCGCCCUGGAGACAGGUUGCUCCACAGCGGAUCUUUGCUGCGGGAAAGGAGACCUUGGAGCAGAGCCCGGACUUGCAGUACGCCACUGCCUCGGAGGAACUUCCUCCCGACAUUCCAACCACUCGAGGUCGGGGAGCGAGGACAAGGCUGGAAGAAAGCUCGGAGGAGGACACAGAGGAGGAGGACGAAGCUGGAAGCGAGGACGAUGUUUUCAAGAUGCUACAAAAAGCCCGGAAGCUUGGAGCAGAAAGGGAUUCGAGUUCAGGAAAAGAUCGAAGAGGGCGGCCCACCAAAAGUCGGUCGCGCUAUCAGCUCUGCGAGGAAAAGGCAACCGGCAGCCAAAGAAAGAAAGCUUCUACCAGUGGCUUGGAAGCCCUUCUUCAACAGAACAUUGCCGCAGGCGAACAGGACGACAGUGACUGCAGCAGUCUGGAGAGUUCGAGCAGUCAUGGGAAACGCGGAGGAGCAAGCAGAGCACUCCGCGAAUACCGUCGCGGUCACCGCGAGAUGAGGCGACACCCGAAAAAGCACAUCAGACGUUACAUCAAGGAGGUGGAGCAUCAUUUGGGUGCUACAAAGGACACCCCCUAUCAGCUGUCAGACGACACAAAAAGGCUGAACUGGGGAAAGCAGAGAAGUCUGCUUCGAAUCCACUAUGCUGCCUCAGAAGUUCUCCAAACUUUGCUGCAGAACAAACCGGAACUGGCUGCGCUGGAGCUGGUGCAAGUGCUGAGGGCAAUCCACCAGACUUGCCUGGAUCAAGGUUCAUGGAAAGCGAGCUGGCUCCUCCUACGAUAUCAGGAUCCAGUAGAUGUCCCGAGAUUUGGAGGAGAACCACAGGAUCUGGAGCGAGUAGCCGGCUACCUGGAUGCUCUUCAGAAGCUGGAGAAACGAUCAAAAGGCCUGGGCAAGGGCGAUGUGGCCGACGAAGAAGGCGGAAAAGGCAAGAAGGGCAAGGGCAACAAGCAGAAACAAGUGAGCUACAGGACGACGUCCAGAGCCGGUUCUCCAAGUAGGCGUCAGGCGGCAGUUGCGGCCACUGCACGAGCUGCCCAUGGGACAUGGACUGCCAUGCAUGAGGAGUUCGUAGGUAUUUUGAACCCCUGUGACCAUCUCUCACCUGAACAGUUGCGGGAAUUCAAAGCUAUGCCUAAGGACAUCCCAAUUCCAGGUCCUGCACCUGGAGACUGCAGAGCUUGUCAUGAGGUGGACGAAGCUCAGUGGCCAGCUCUUUUGCGCAAGCUCCAUGAUGCUAACAUGAUUGAAUUCCUUCCAGCUGAAGAUGCAUUCCGUGAUGAGAAGGGAGUGGUAAAAGGGGGGGUCUUUUUGCAGCAGAUCGAAGAGCUCACUUCCCAGCUUGUCUUGCAUCGGUAUGCCACAAAGAAAGCCUUGCAAAAACUAAUCGGACUGUUUGUGCAUCCUUUUAUGCAUCGUCGUGAAUGCAUGAGCAUAUUCCACCACACGUACAUGCAUACUGAAAGUUUGCCUGAUGGGUGCAGUCGCAAGAUUCCACAGUACGUGCAAGACGAGCUGAUCACUGCAGCUCUUCUUCUACCUAUGGCUUGUUCAAACGUGAGGCUCCCAGUCUCAGUGAAGGUAUCCGCCACGGACGCUAGCUUGGGGGGAGGGGGCAGAGCUUCAACUUUGACCUCAAAAACCUUUGCUACAGCGCUGUAUCGAUACGGAGAAACAAAGGGCGAGUAUACCAGACUGGACUGGAGCUGUUCUCCCCUGCCACCUGAGUCUUCAAUGCAGAAGGAUCUCCUGGAGCAAGAGGCGCAAUGUUCACUGACCUUUAUCCUGUCGCAUAUCCACAGAGCUGAUGAGCUGUUGGCAGAGUAUGUCCUGCAGAAACACAGAACAUCCGCAAAGCAUGCUGAGAAGGUUGUCGCUGGAGGAGCUCUGAGAGGGCUCAAGUAUUCUGAUCUGAGCCAGGAACAGCUCGGCCGUGCCGCCAAGCGAUAUCCUGCUGAUCAGAAGUUACAAAAGUAUGCCAAAGCAAUCAUUGCCUCUAUGGAACUGGACGGCAAUGAACAAGAACCAGUCGUAAGGUCGGGUUUCGGUCGUUUGAAUUUGGCACAGGGUGGGCCUCAUGGACACCGGAAAAGGGCUGAAGGCGGUGUAGAACUUGCCAGGCCCACGUGGCUGCGACCGCAGUGCAGGAAAGAGACGCAACGCGAGGUUCAUUUGUUUCGGAAUAGGCCCUCCGCGAGCUCAUUGCUGCAGCGUUUCAGUUCAGAACUGACCAUGGCGGAAGCUCCAAUUCUAGGUCUUGAACAAGCCGGCAGUGAAGCGGCAUGGUGGGAGGAGUACAGCGCUCAACGAUGCGAGUCCAGAUCCUCCAGAUGCCCUGAAGGCUUUGUUGAUGUCUCCCCGUACAGCAGCCCUCGAGCAUUGUCGCCAAUUUAUCAUGAUGAUGCCAGUGUGGAUAGCUGGACGCUAUCACCUUCCUUGUCACCUGCCUUGUCGCCGCAUGGGCGUGAUGGGCGUGAUGGGCGUGAGGGUGCCUGGCAACUCGAUGCUGGUUUGAUUCAAGUGGUCGAGGGAAACUUGGUGCGUUUGAACAUGGAGCAGCUCAUUGGACAUCGCCGUUCGGGCGCGUCAGAUUGUCCAGACCUUCCGCACCUGACACGGGAAGAGGUGAUGUCGUUGCCCUGUGCUUCUGCUGCUGAUGUCAGCUGUUCGAUUUGUUUGGAGGGCUUCUGUGCCGAGAAUCCGCCGCGAAUUCUGCCGUGUCAGCACGCCUUUCAUACGGACUGUGCAGUGCUAUGGCUCAGCAAGUCCACCCUUUGUCCCAACUGCCGCACCCCGGCGCGGUGUGAGACGGAAGCUGAAGCAACGAGAGAGGUGAGCAUUCUACGUAUCGCAAAUGAUCGAGUGAAAGUUGAUCGGGCAGCAGAACCGACCGACUUUGAGGUCAGUUCCAAGGCAGCGGAUGGGCCCAGCCCAAUGAGAGGCUUGAAAAUCACCAGAGCCAAGGAACGACCCCCUGAAAGAUUCACAUUUCGUUAAAGUCAAG
This is a messenger RNA of Cladocopium goreaui, 3070 nucleotides long. NCBI's taxonomy places the organism in Eukaryota, Dinophyceae, Suessiales, Symbiodiniaceae. The record is from the annotation of a GenBank genome assembly.